AUGGAGGCCGCCACCUCCGGCAACUUGGUAACAGGGUCUCACCACAAGAACGAGCUGAUAUUGAUCAGGACUGAACUUCCUGCUUCUGCAAAAGAUGAGUGGGAAGAGUCGUGCAGUGGGCAGAGUUGCAGGAUUUGCGGCGACCAGAUAGGUCUGAAUGCCGACGGUGAACUGUUUAUAGGCUGCAAUGAGUGUGCAUUCCCCAUAUGCAGAACUUGCUACGAUUACGAGCGCAUAGAAGGGACUCAAAUCUGCCCAAGAUGCAAGACCAGGUUCAGCCGUCUUAAAGGGUGUUCCAGAGUGCGCGGAGAUGAGGAAGAAGAUGAUGCAGAGGACGUGGAAGAAGAGUUUAACUUUGGUCAAGAAAACCAUGGAGGAGGAGGAGGAGGAGGAGAAAGAGAGGCUGGGAUGUUGCAGGAUGAUGAUGCUCACAAUCACUUCGCCUUGGAUUUGGCUUACCCUGGUGCUCUUAGUCCUCCACCUCAAUUCCCACUCCUCACCGAUGGUCGAAUGGCCACUGAAGAUCAUAUGGCUGUCACUCCUUGUAACGCCCACCAACAUGCUUUGGUCGUCCCAUUAUUUGUGGGUGCUAGUAGCCCUGACUUUAGAAGGCAUGAGCAAUCCUCCUUUCCAAAUAGUCCGUUUCCUCCAGGCCAACCCAGAUCCAUGGAUCCCUCCAAGGACUUGACGGCGUAUGGCUAUGGAACCGUCGCUUGGAAGGAGAGGAUGGAGAUGUGGAGGCAACAAAAGGAAGCCAAGCUGCAGCUGAUGAACAAGGAAGACGAUGACGACAAUGACCCGAUUGCCUGGAAUGCUGAAAAUGAUGAUCAUGAACCUGCACUGCCGCUGAUGGACGAAGGAAGACAACCACUAUCACGAAAACUGCCCAUCCCUUCGAGCCAAAUCAAUCCUUACAGACUAAUCAUCCUAAUCCGACUCGUGGUUUUAGGAUUCUUCUUCCACUACAGAGUCUCCCACCCUGUGACCAACGCUUAUGGACUGUGGCUAGUUUCGGUAAUCUGCGAAAUCUGGUUUGGCAUUUCAUGGGUUCUUGAUCAGUUCCCCAAGUGGUUCCCCAUAGAGAGAGAAACGUACCUGGACAGACUAUCACUAAGGUACGAGAAAGAAGGGCAGCCAUCCCAACUUUCUCCGGUGGACGUAUUCGUGAGCACGGUGGAUCCACUAAAAGAGCCGCCUCUGGUCACAGCAAACACCGUUCUCUCGAUUCUAGCCGUUGACUACCCGGUCGACAAAGUGUCGUGUUAUGUCUCCGACGAUGGUGCUGCCAUGCUAACGUUCGAAGCGCUGUCUGAAACGUCCGAGUUUGCCAAGAAAUGGGUGCCUUUUGUUAAGAAGUACAACAUUGAGCCCAGGGCGCCAGAGUGGUACUUUGCUCAGAAAAUUGAUUACCUCAAAGAUAAGGUGCAUACUUCCUUUGUCAGGGACCGAAGAGCCAUGAAGAGAGAAUAUGAAGAGUUCAAAGUGAGGAUUAAUGUGUUGGUUGCCACUGCUCUAAAGGCCCCAGAGGAAGGAUGGAUAAUGCAGGAUGGAACUCCAUGGCCUGGGAAUUCGAUUCGCGAUCAUCCUGGAAUGAUCCAGGUUUUCCUUGGACAAAGUGGAGGAGAUGACGAGGAUGGAAACAAGUUGCCGCGUCUGAUCUAUGUUUCGAGAGAGAAAAGACCAGGCUUCAAUCACCACAAGAAGGCUGGGGCAAUGAAUGCUCUAGUAAGAGUUUCUGCCGUAAUAUCAAACGCACCAUACGUGCUCAACUUGGACUGUGAUCACUACUUCAACAACAGCAAGGCUCUGAGAGAAGCAAUGUGCUUCCUCAUGGAUCCCAUGCAAGGAAAGAGAGUAUGCUUCGUACAGUUCCCUCAGAGGUUUGAUGGUAUCGACAGAAACGAUAGAUAUGCCAAUCGAAAUACUGUAUUCUUCGAUAUAAACAUGAAGGGUCUAGAUGGAAUUCAGGGGCCUAUAUACGUUGGAACAGGAUGUGUGUUCAGGAGGAGAGCACUCUAUGGCUACGACGCUCCCACGAAGAAGAGACGAGGCGGCAGAACUUGCAACUGCAUGUUUAGCAAAUGGGAUUGUGCUUCUUUCUGUUUUGGAAACAAGAAGACGAACAAGAAGAAGAAGAAGGUCCAGAAACCAAAGCUUGAGAUGAUGAUGCAAGCUAGCGAGUCUCGAGCUGAUCUCGAGGCCACCGGACAUCUGCCUACUGGUAACAACAAGGAAACCCCAACCGAGAAACCUCACCUGAAGUUGCAGAAAAAGUUUGGACAAUCUCCGGUGUUCGUGGGGUCGACCCUUUUGGAGGAAGGUGGCACUGUGCAAACCUCCGGCCCGGCGUCUCUGCUCCAAGAGGCUAUUCAUGUCAUAAGCUGUGGCUACGAGGAGAAGACAGAUUGGGGGAAAGAGGUUGGCUGGAUAUAUGGGUCGAUUACAGAGGACAUAUUGACUGGGUUCAAGAUGCACUGCCAUGGAUGGAGAUCAAUCUACUGCAUUCCUGAGAGGCCUGCUUUCAAGGGUUCGGCUCCCAUUAAUCUCUCCGACCGUCUUCAUCAAGUCCUCCGAUGGGCGCUUGGCUCGAUCGAGAUCUUCCUGAGCAGGCAUUGCCCUCUGUGGUAUGGCUAUGGAGGUCGGCUCAAAUUGUUGGAGCGUUUGUCCUACAUCAAUGCCACCAUUUAUCCACUGACCUCGAUUCCCUUGAUGGCGUACUGCACUCUCCCGGCGGUUUGCUUCCUCACCGGCAAAUUCAUCAUCCCGGAGCUGAACAAUGCAGCCAACCUAUGGUUUCUAUCACUAUUUAUCUGCAUCUUCGGCACGAGCCUUCUGGAAAUGCGGUGGAGCGGGGUCGGGAUCGACGAGUGGUGGAGGAACGAGCAGUUUUGGGUGAUCGGAGGCGUGUCGGCGCAUUUGUUCGCGGUGUUUCAGGGGCUUCUGAAGGUGAUCGGAGGAGUGGACACGAAUUUCACGGUGACGUCAAAGGCGGGAGGGGUCUGCAACGGUGGGGAUGAGUACGAAGGGAUCUCAUCGGAGCUCCAUGCGUUCCGGUGGACGACGCUCCUCAUCCCGCCGACGACGCUCUUGAUCGUCAACUUGUUUGGGAUCGUUGCGGGGAUUGCGAGCUUCUUGAACGACGGGAAGGAGUCGUGGGGGAUCUUGUGCGGGAAGCUCUUCUUUGCGUUUUGGGUGAUGAUUCAUCUGUACCCUUUCCUCAAGGGGCUUUUGGGCCGGCAGAAUCGGACUCCUACGAUCAUCAUCCUCUGGUCCAUUUUUCUUGCCUCGGUUUUCUCGAUUUUGUGGGUUAGGAUUGAUCCCUUCGAGCCCAAGGCCAAUGGGCUGGUUCUUGAAGAAUGUGGGCUGGAUUGCGAAUAA
Messenger RNA from Linum trigynum, 3378 nucleotides. The record is from the annotation of a GenBank genome assembly. Lineage: Eukaryota; Viridiplantae; Streptophyta; Magnoliopsida; Malpighiales; Linaceae.